This is a messenger RNA of Effrenium voratum, 834 nucleotides long. The record is from the annotation of a GenBank genome assembly. Lineage: Eukaryota; Dinophyceae; Suessiales; Symbiodiniaceae.
AUGCUCCCAGAGUCUUUGCUGUCGGUGGCCAACAAGGACAUUUGGAAGCAUGCCUUGGACCGCGACCAGCAGGUCCGAUUGUUUGCUGCCGAGGAUAUGAGCUCUUGGGCAACAUUCGCGGCUGUGUUCAUUUGCCUCAUUAUGCUCGACUAUUUCUUCCUCAAUCGCAGUGCGGAGGAGUUGACCAUUGGCCGGGCUCUCCGAUACACGCUCUUCUGGAUUUGCACUGCUUUUGCCUUCUGUGGCUGGGUUUGGUACACCUACGGCAGGACAGGCGCUUUCAUGUGGAUGAGCGGGUACAUCUUGGAGUGGCUCCUGUCCUUCGACAACUUGUUCGUUUUUCAUCUCAUAUUCAACCUGUACGGCACGCCAGACCAUCUGAAACAUCGGCCCUUGUACCUUGGGAUCUGCGGCGCAGUCCUGUUUCGCUUGCUCUUCAUAUUCGUGGGCGAGUACAUGAUGCAUGCUAUGGUCUUCAUGCACUUCGUGUUUGGCACUUUCUUAGUGUACACCGGCAUCAAGACUCUGACCUCGAAUGAGGAGGAUGAGGAUCCUUCCCAGAACCCGAUGGUCAAAUGGCUCCAGGACAAGGUGCCAUUUGUGAAUGUCUAUGAUGACAACGGGGCGUUCUUUGUGAAGGUGCCUGUGAAUCAGGGCGAAAACGAGACAGCUACAGACGAGUGGACUGUGCAAGAUACAGAGGCUGCCAAGCUGUCUGGCGAUAAGGAGGCAACAUAUGGCACGGUCGACUUCUCCAACUACAAGCUACAAGCUGUUGCCGACAAGAGGCAAGACGAGCCGACUGCCUGUGUUCUUCAUGACUUCCUUGUUUGA